GCGAUACCUCCUGUCACAUUCGCACGAUACGUACGAUUCCUACAUUAUUCCAUUAUAUAAUGGUGGCUGCGUGAGGCUCAUACCUUUAUUUCGUUUUCCAACCGCUGCUGAGACUCGUAGAAAUGUCUGUUAGUCGAAUAAUUGCUCGUACCUUUUCCACAUCGCCUGCCGCACAGCAGUUGGUGAAGCCUCCUAUUCAAGUCUUUGGACUAGAAGGCAGAUAUGCCACGGCUCUUUACUCAGCUGCAUCCAAACAGAAGGCUUUGGACACAGUAGAGAAGGAUUUAAUUAGUUUUCAAGGUCUCUUAAAAAAAGAUGCUGCGUUCGUAGAUUUUAUAAAGAAUCCUUCGAUAAAGCGAAAAGAUAAAGUGGAAGCUUUCAAGGCUAUUGGAAAGAAGGCUAAUCUGAAUCCAGCUACAGAAAAUUUAUUGACAUUGCUUGCGGAGAAUGGCCGAUUGUCAAAAAUCAAUGUAAUCAUCAAUCUAUAUAAACAGCUUAUGGCUGCUAACAGGGGAGAGGUAGUGUGCGAAGUUAUUACUGCAAUUCCACUUGAUGCCGAAUUGAAGACAAAACUUGAAUCGACACUGAAGCGUUUAUUGCAGAAGGGUCAAACUAUCUUACUCACUACUAAAGUAGAUCCUUCCAUCAUUGGAGGUAUGAUAGUGUCGGUAGGUGAUAAAUAUGUAGAUAUGAGUGUCGCUAGUAAGAUCAAAAUGUAUACUGACCUCAUUCAAGCUGCAGCAUAAUAGCAAAAAAUAUGAAGUAAUGAAAUAAAUUUAUUCCAUACUCAUAUAGACAUAUUGGAGUGUCAUGUACAUUAUCAGUAAAUAAAAUGUACAAUCAAGUAAACUAAAUCUUUUAGGCUAUUAUUCCUUGUAUUGUAUGGAUGUUAAUAGGAAAAUAUAUGAGUAUGUCGUUCACUUUUAAA
This is a messenger RNA of Pogonomyrmex barbatus (red harvester ant), 928 nucleotides long. RefSeq names its product ATP synthase subunit O, mitochondrial (gene ATPsynO). The record is from RefSeq and is a predicted model, not a curated record. Gene Ontology annotation, molecular function: proton-transporting ATP synthase activity, rotational mechanism. NCBI's taxonomy places the organism in Eukaryota, Metazoa, Arthropoda, Insecta, Hymenoptera, Formicidae. Gene Ontology annotation, biological process: proton motive force-driven ATP synthesis.